UAUUCGGAAGCAACUUUGACCCAAAAAGAUAUAUAAUUCAUUUUAAAGAAAAAAUGAAAAGCAAAAGAAGCUAAGAAAAGCCUUUUAUAAUCCCCCGCGAGACCCAAAGAUCUCAACAAUCUCUCUCCCCUCAUCCACACAGUGUAUGAUUCCGUUUCACUAUCAGAGAGAGCUUCUUUAGAGUUUGUUACAACUGAGUCGAGAUAAAUGAGCGAACUCGAACCGGGAACGAGUCAGAUGACGACGACGACGGAGACGCACCGCACGACGACGACGUUUCUUGACUUGCUCCGGCGCCAGAUGAGCGGUGUGGAUCGCACAAGGAGGAAGCGGACUCUCAAAGAACGGCUGAGAUUCAAAUGCAUCGGAUGCUGUGGGCCCAUCAGGAGUCUCCAUCGUCAGCCCAACAACACUGCAACUACUCUCCACAGCCCAACAACAACCUCUAGGAGCGAAGACGAACUCGAAGAAGAGCAAACCGAAGCCCGAUUCGCUCCCGGGUCGGGUUCGGGUAUGAACCUCGCGACGGCGUUAGAGGCGGAGAGAUAUCAUCCGGCGGAGGCUGACAUGACGCCGACGAGAGUGUCGUUGAUGAGGUUGCUGGACGAGACGGCGGAGAGAGCGGUUGAUGACGGAAGGGAGACGGAGAUAUCGACGGCGUUAGCUGCGGGGAGUGAUACGGUGUGCUGCGUGUGUAUGGGAAGAAAGAGAGGCGCUGCGUUUAUCCCAUGUGGACACACUUUUUGCAGAGUUUGCUCCAGAGAGCUGUGGCUGAACCGGGGCUCGUGUCCUCUUUGUAACCGUCCGAUCAGUGAGAUUCUUGACAUAUUUUGAAACGACCGACGGCUUAAAGUUACUCGAUGAAUGUGACUAUACAUUUGAGUGUGAUGGGCGUCGAGACAAAGUUUUAUUACGGUUUGUACUUUGUUCGUUUCUUUUGUUCAUGAGAAAGCUGAUGUAAAUGCGAGAGAAAUACAAGAGAUUUCACAAGGCCCAUUAAAUCAAAAUCAAAAGCCCAAUAAUAUGUCAUAGUGUUCUGCUUAUGUUAGAA
Molecule: messenger RNA, 1051 nt
Organism: Raphanus sativus (radish)
Lineage: Eukaryota; Viridiplantae; Streptophyta; Magnoliopsida; Brassicales; Brassicaceae
Exons: 1
Coding region: 208-834 (208 amino acids)
Source: RefSeq, a predicted model, not a curated record